UGCGGCAGAAGGAGGGAGCAGACUGUCAGUGACCGACUCCGGGAGAGAGGGAUAGAGGCGGAUUCUCACUUCUUUUCUAAGUCUUUUCCCUGCUUCCUUUCUCUGCACUUGUUUUGUCCUUUUUAUCACUCCGCACUCAUUUGUUCUCAAUCUCUCUGUCUUUAAUUCUUUCCUGCUGCUGAUUCUGUCUCUCACUGCAGUUUUUAUUCCUCUGUCCUACAUUCUGGCGUGGUACUAUCUGUCUGUCUGUCUGUCCUCCUCUUCUUCACCUAUGGCUAACUGACGAAGAGCUUCUCCUUUUGCUGUUUCUCUUCCUUUCCCAUUUUCUUUUUCACCACCAUCCCUGUUUCUAUCCCCUUCCUUAGUUCCUCCCCCCUCUUUACUUCAAUCGUUCCUUUUCUUGCACCUGCCUCUCGUCUAUCUGGUGUCUUUUGGUGAGAGUAUGCCAGUGCUGGAGGGGCUCUGGGGCCCAGAUCUUAGGAUGCGGGACUCCGGUCUUGGCGUCGGGGUCGAAGUCGGGGUCUGUCCAGACGAGGCUCCCCACUCUCCAGUUUGGGGGCCUCUCAGAACGCCUCCUAUUACCUGCGGGGGGCUGUCGCUGGCCCUGGAGCUGCCGGCACUCAUACGGCAACUCCGGGCGGCCUGGAGGGCUCGUAGGGGAGGACCCCGGGCACCCGAGAGAAGUCAGGAGAGCACUUGGGUCGAAUCGGAGAAGGAGGAGGUAGAGGAUGUGAAACAUGAUAUAGAGGAAAGGAGCGUGCAUCUGGAAGCUGAUGGCAGACUGAACACUGGUCAUGCUGGUGUGUUGCUGGUUGAGAGACGAGGCUCCUACCCGCUCAUUGACCUGCGAAUCCUCAGAACCAGUGCCCAGCAGGGGGAGGUAGAGGCCGGCACCAGGAGAAAAGUGAAGCGUCUGCUGAGUUUUCAGAGAUACUGCCACGCCUCCAGGCUGCUCAGGGGGUUGGUGCCCCACACCCCCGGGUCACUACACCUACUGGACGACGACUACCUGGGACAAGCUGCACACAUGCUGUCAAAAGUCGGCACGUGGAACUUUGACAUUUUCCUCUUUGAUCGUCUUACAAAUGGUAACAGCCUGGUGACUCUGAUGUGCCAUCUCUUCAAUGUCUACGGUCUCGUUCACCACUUCCAGCUGGACAUGGUCAAACUCCACAGGUUUCUCGGCAUGGUGCAAGAGGACUACCACUCCCAGAAUCCCUAUCACAAUGCUGUUCAUGCUGCUGAUGUUACCCAAGCCAUGUACUGCUACCUGAAGGAGCCCAAGCUGGCAGAGCAGCUCAGUCCCCUGGACGUGUUCCUGGGUCUGAUGGCAGCAGCCGCCCACGACGUGGACCAUCCAGGAGUCAACCAGCCCUUCCUCAUCAAGACCAGACACCACCUGGCAUCCCUCUACCAGAACACGUCAGUGCUGGAGAGUCACCACUGGAGAUCCACUGUGGGCAUGCUGCGAGAGUCGGGACUGCUGUCCCACCUGCCUGCUGACAUGUCGCAGGACAUGGAGCAGCAGCUGGGCUCUCUCAUCCUGGCUACAGACAUCAGCAGGCAGAACGAGUUCCUGUCAACCUUCAGAGAACAUCUGGACAACCAGGACCUGGACCUUCAACUGGCUUCACACAGACACUUUAUACUGCAGAUUGCUCUAAAGUGUGCAGACAUCUGUAAUCCAUGUCGCGUCUGGGAGCUGAGCAGACAGUGGAGCGAGAGAGUGUGUGAGGAAUUCUACAGGCAGGGUGACCUGGAGAGAAAGUUUGACAUGGAGAUUAGUCCACUGUGUAACCAGCAGGCUGACUCUGUCCCAGCCAUUCAAAUAGGGUUCAUCUCCUACAUCGUGGAGCCUCUGUUUGACGAGUGGCAUCGCUUCACCGAGCCCAGCCCGCUCAGCCAGACCAUGAUGGGUCACCUGCACAAAAACAAAGCCCGCUGGAGCCGCCUACGUUACGCACACACACCUUCAGACACACAAACAAACUCUGAGGAGCCGGAGGCGGAGGGAGGAGAAGGGGGAGGAGGAGAAGGGGAAGACAUCCCUUAAUCUUCCUCUUGUCUCUAGAGGUGUUUGAUCUUCCCUUUGUAAACGGAGGAGAGGAGUGUUAAUCCACCUCCUUAUUUGUCCUCCAGCAUAUUACCUCCCACUGCUGGUUGUUCACAGAUAGUGGGAGCACUGGAAUGGAGUCUGGCUUCAAUUCAUGAGAAAUGGCUCCCUCUGCUGGAGCGGAGGAUUGUAGCCCUGGAGGGGGAAAAAAGAAGACCGAGAGCGAGUCAGGGUAGGGCAGGUGAAUGGAUAAUCUUAGUAAAUAUAUGCCAAUUUGACAAAGUCAUGCCUUGCUCUUUACCCCACUGAUAUCUGCUUCAAAGGUUAUAUCUGAUGACAGAAGAAGGAUCAAUGAAGACAAGUAUUAAUGUUUUGCACAAUGCUGCUCGAACAAUAAAGAAAUUUUAAAAAAAUGCCAAAAUUAUAUACAUAAGUCAGCUGGACUGUGCAGGAAGUAAAAUAUAUAACAGACAAAGAGGACUAUAUGAAUAUAUCCACUGUACUAUGCUUUUUAAACUUUUAGACAAUACAUACUGUAUUAAGCUCUUUUCACUUUUUCUCUUUUUGUACAGCUUGCACUUCUACUGGAUGCUCUUUCAAGUGUCUCACUUGUCUACUUUUCACUGAAGUGCGUUUUUAACUCACUAAGUUGGUACGUCAAGGUACUGUAUGUGUUCUGUUUUAACUGUGUAACCUGUAAGACUGACUGAUACAGUUAAUGACUGACACAGAGCGGCUGGUGUCGCUCAGUUGUUUGAAUGCUGAUAUCGACUGUCAGCUGGAUGUUUUGUGGAUGCGGGGGAACACAAUCCGGAGCCAUUUUCUAAAGUAUUUGUGUUCAUGUAACGUUAUUAUAAUCUGUACAUACUGUGAUGUACGACCUCAGCACUUCACAUGCCAAAAUCUCAGCAAUGUAUUAACCUUUUUACUGGGAAAUAUAACUCUUUACACUGGUGUUACCUUUGUAACAGCUCAAUUGGUGCAUUUAUUUUUCAGAUAACCUCACUUUACAAGCUCAUAUACAACAAAGCCUUAACUUGGUCUGAAACACAUUUUCUAACAGUGUUACCAUUUCUGAACUUACAAGCUUUCUUACACUUACAGUUUCUGCCUGUUUUCUUCAGCCAUACCAGCGUACUGAAACACACCCACCCACACACACACACACACACACACACACACACACACACACACACACACACACACAGAGUACUGUAGUAGCUUGCAUCCUGUUUGAUCUUUCACCCAGUAUCAGGGUCAGAAUGGGUUUUACACCUGGUGAGCAUUGCCAAGGUGCCAAUGUACUGUUCUGAUACAUCAACUCACUGCUCUGUUACCUCUCUAAGGUUUUUAUAUUACUUUCUUUUUACACUACUGCAGGCACCAUGUGCACUGCAACUUAUGUCACAUACAGACUUGGGCCAAUUAGUAAUUGCAAAUACCUCAAAUUCUAAUAUCUAAUUCAUAAUAUCUUAAGAAAACUAUACACAAAAGUACAUACAAUUAAUCAUCUUAAAUGGUACUUAUAUAUCUACAAUGCUGAAACCGAUCCACAUGGCUUGAAACAAAGCAUAUAAAGCAUUUGUAAAUAUCAGUUGGUCCAAGUGGAACAUGUACCAAUACAAAACGGCUUCUUUUAUCUUUUUUUUUUUUUUUACCACUUUGCUCUAAAUAAUGUAUAGUUAAGGUUGUCACAUUUCCCAUCUGGCAUGGUCGAGGCUGUGUGCUGCACACGGUGCUAACAGAAACCCCACGUCUUCCCUGAGCUAUAAAGGAAAUAACCCGAGCUUUAUGAUUCUAACAACCCAGCUGACAUACAGUAUAUUCUACAUGCAGUGUAUUCUCCAAGGUUACCACAGAUGCGUUCAUAACAAGUGUAAAAACGAUUAUAAAGCAAUUUGCUUUCUUUGAGAAUUUUUAAGCUGUUUUUAUGGGGUGUGGUGCAAAAACGUUCAUAUCUAUGUAUAGCUCUGGUAAUUGAUAAGUUAAUGAUUAAUGUCUUCACCAUAGCACUAUUGGCUUUGCUGAAACUCCCACUAUAUUAUGUAAGCACCCAUAUUGUCUAAAGUUCACACUGUUGUCACUGUCGUUGUUGUGAAGGGGAAUCACAGACUAUGACACAGGACUCUGUGACUAUAUAUUUCCUAAAAACGGCACUAUUUUAUUAUCUGUCACACAAUACUGCCGUAGUGUAGACAUACUGUAGUCGAAUUCAAUACCUCUCAGAAUCAGCACUGAUACAGGGUCACUGAGCCGUACUGGUUUCACUAACAAGUACAAAUAUACACUAACAAGUAUGUGUUUCAUAAAGGUUUCUAUGCCAGAGAGAUUAUUAUAUGAGAUUCACUAAAAGUAUUGUCUUUAUUUAAAAGAAACUAGUCUAAUAUAAAAUCAUUAACUGUGAUGGUAAAGACAUUUGUGUAGACACACCACCUACAGUAGCAUUUAUCAUUAGACCGGACUCACAGAAUGGACAAAACUUAUAUGACUAUAUGCAUAAAGUUGGGGGCAUGUAUUACCUUUUGUACCUCCUUACAAAAACCCUUAUCCUACCGACUGGGGUACCCACAGGCCCCAGGAGUAAACUU
Molecule: messenger RNA, 4641 nt
Organism: Centropristis striata (black sea bass)
Lineage: Eukaryota; Metazoa; Chordata; Actinopteri; Perciformes; Serranidae
Product: cAMP-specific 3',5'-cyclic phosphodiesterase 7B-like
Exons: 12
Coding region: 443-2053 (536 amino acids)
Molecular function (GO): 3',5'-cyclic-AMP phosphodiesterase activity
Source: RefSeq, a predicted model, not a curated record